Messenger RNA from Periconia digitata, 792 nucleotides. Lineage: Eukaryota; Fungi; Ascomycota; Dothideomycetes; Pleosporales; Periconiaceae. The record is from the annotation of a GenBank genome assembly.
AUGAUAUGCCAUACUCUACGAGCACACGUAUCCAUCGAUUACGAGAUCCAUCAUCCUAUCUCCACAGCCCGUUGGAUAUCUACAGAUCAAUCGCCAACGGAUAAUUGCUCGCUUCUACAUAUUGCGUUCGGCCAUGGACUGUAUCAGCCAACCAUCUGUAUCAUCAAAAUCGAGUUGCAGCCCAGCUUUGUGGCUUUCGUGGAGGAUGGAUUGAAGUCUGGCUGGUCUUCCACUGUUCGGCAUCCCAUUGGCUACAAACCAGAGUUUGACGGAUUGAAGCGUGAGACCGUCGCCUCCAUCCAUUUCUUACUUCUUCUUGUCAACUACUUCUUGCAGGAAAUUCAAAAGGUAGUUGGUGAGUCGCACUCGCUUGACUUCGAGAUGCUUGAGUAGAGGUGGGAAUUCCCUCAGAGAUAGAUGGGCGCUACAAUCUUCCGGCAUCCUAAGUCCAGGAAUUGAUAUCAAACCGUCCAUAUGCAGCGUCAGUCGCCUCAGAGCCCUGAAUGAAGCCAUACUUUGCACACGGCGCAAGCUUUGUUCUGCUGUUGGGUUGUUUCCGCGAGCACGUCUCCAAGUAUUCGCUGUUGCUGGCAGACUCAAGCUCUCUAGGUUGAGUGCAACCCUACCAAGGACGAAAGCCGGAUAACUACGACUCCAAUGCCUAGGUUUAUUUAAUUCAACAAGCGUAGUCAACAUUGUGACCCGCAAUUCACCUAAUAAUGGCUGUAUAAAAGGCAAGUCGUUCAGACUGCAGCAGUUCAGCUUCAGAGUGUGUGAUUUUUGGAGCAUGAC